Vitis vinifera (wine grape) is the source of this 1605-nucleotide messenger RNA. Its product is annotated as LRR receptor-like serine/threonine-protein kinase EFR. The record is from RefSeq and is a predicted model, not a curated record. Gene Ontology annotation, molecular function: protein binding. The transcript is spliced from 2 exons. Lineage: Eukaryota; Viridiplantae; Streptophyta; Magnoliopsida; Vitales; Vitaceae. The coding region runs from base 1 to 1605 and encodes 534 amino acids.
AUGAAGAAACAUCUCUAUUUCUCAUUGGUUGUCCUCCUCCCCUUUCAAAUUAUUCCAUAUUGCAGCACGAACAGGGUAGGGGCUAUUGAUGCUGAUACAGAUACAGAUACUCUCGCACUUCUAUCUUUCAAGUCCAUAGUCUCUGACUCCCAAAAUGUUCUUUCUGGGUGGAGCCUGAAUUCAUCUCACUGCACUUGGUUUGGCGUCACUUGUGCCAACAACGGAACUAGAGUUCUGUCACUUCGUCUUGCUGGUUAUGGGCUCUCUGGUAUGAUACACCCUCGACUCUCUAACCUCACUUCCCUCCAAUUGCUAGAUCUUUCCAACAAUUCAUUUUAUGGCCAACUUCAACUGGAUUUUAGCCAUCUGUCACUCCUUCAGAAUAUUAACCUUGCAAGAAACUCCAUUAAUGGUAGAAUUCCAGUUGGUCUUUCUCAUUGUUAUAACCUUGAGGAGAUUUAUUUUGAGCACAACCAACUUAUUGGGAACCUUCCAUCUGAACUUGGAGAUCUGCCGAGACUCAGAAUUCUUGACGUUGCAGCGAAUAACCUUACAGGUGUAAUCGCUCCAAAAUUUGGAAACCUCACCUCUCUUACUGUUCUCAGCCUAGCAAGAAACCAAUUCUUCGCCAAAAUCCCAAAUGAGCUGGGUCAUCUCCAUAAUCUUCAAAGACUUCAGCUCUCAGAGAAUCAGUUUGAGGGAAAGAUCCCUUAUUCCAUCUACAACAUCUCUUCUUUGAUCUACUUAUCUGUAGCAGAAAAUAUGCUUGUUGGAGAACUACCAACUGAUAUGGGCCUUGCACUUCCAAACCUGGCAGAAGUCUACCUAGCACAUAACCAGCUGGAAGGGCCAAUUCCCAGUUCUUUCUCUAAUGCUUCACAAAUUCAAGUCCUAGACUUUUCUUCAAACCACUUUCAAGGGCCAGUUCCUCUACUUGGUAACAUGAAUAAUCUUAGACUCCUACAUCUUGGCCUGAAUAAUCUCUCUUCCACCACCAAGCUUAAUCUUCAGGUAUUUAAUUCACUAGCAAACUCUACACAGUUGGAGUUUCUAUAUCUUAAUGAUAACCAGCUAGCUGGUGAACUUCCAACUUCAGUUGCGAAUCUUUCUACUCAUCUCCUUGAAUUUUGCAUUGGCAGCAAUUUUCUGACUGGUAGAAUUCCCCAAGGAUUUGAAAGAUUUCAAAAUCUCUGGGCCUUGGACAUACACCAAAAUCUUUUCACAGGUAUGAUACCAAAUUCCCUAGGAAAACUUCAGCAACUACAGAGAUUAUUGGUUGAUAAUAAUAUGUUAUCCGGAGAAAUUCCAGAUAACUUUGGCAAUCUUACACGACUCUUUUUGCUGACAAUGGGGUACAACCAGUUCUCUGGUAGAAUCCCCACAAGUAUUGGAGAGUGCAAGAAUUUAAAGAGACUGGGUCUAAGACAGAACAGGGUCAAUGGUAGCAUACCCAAGGAGAUUUUCAGACUUCUUGAUAUAAUCGAGAUAUAUUUGGCGCAUAAUGAACUAAGUGGUUCUCUGCCCGCCCUAGUUGAAAGUUUGGAACACCUUGAGGUCCUGGAUGCUUCUAAUAACCAGCUGGGCCAUACCAGUGUCGAUGGGUAA